AGACAACCGGUAGUAGAAGAAGAAGAAGAAGAAGCACAUGUGGUCUUCUUCGCGUGUUGAAAGCAGGAGCAGCUAAGAAUUUAAAGAUUAUUGUUGACCGUCGGUUAUUGGUAGGAGAGCUCGGUCAGGAUGACGAAGGUGAAGAAGGAGAAGGCGGCGGCGGACGCGGAGGAGGCGGCGGCCCCCGGAGGGACCGAGAAAUCCUACGAGGAGCUGAUCGCGAACCUGAACCAGGUCGCUCAGCCUCUGGCCUCCAGAAAACUCAGCAAGAAGCUCUACAAAUGCGUCAAAAAAGCUGCUAAAGUGAAGAACAUCCGGAGAGGAGUGAAGGAAGUUCAGAAGUUCAUCAACAAGGGAGAGAAGGGGAUUGUUGUGUUGGCUGGAGACACUCUACCCAUCGACGUCUACUGCCACCUGCCGGUCAUGUGUGAGGACAGGAACCUGCCCUACGCCUACAUCCCCUCCAAAGUGGAUCUGGGUUCGUCAGCGGGCUCCAAGAGGCCGACCUGCGUCAUCCUCAUCAAGCCUCACCAGGAUUAUCAGGACGCUUACGACGAGUGUAUGGACGAGGUGUCCAACCUGCCCAAAGCCCUCUGAGCCAAUCAGAGAUCACCUACAGCCACGCUAACACUUUCCACCUGUUGCCAGUGUUUGUGCUAAGAUAAUGCUAACCACCUUGUGGAGCUCAGUUUCCCAGCUGGAGGAAAAAUGAUAUUUUUCUACGACUGAUUUCUGUCUGUAAAAACCCGCGUUUGUUUUGUAUGAAAGAUGAUGUUUGUGAAAUGUGUUCGUUGUUUUCUUUUUAUUAUUAAAAGACGUGUGAAGAGUCUGAA
This is a messenger RNA of Mugil cephalus (flathead mullet), 833 nucleotides long. RefSeq names its product NHP2 ribonucleoprotein homolog (yeast) (gene nhp2). Gene Ontology annotation, biological process: snRNA pseudouridine synthesis; rRNA pseudouridine synthesis. NCBI's taxonomy places the organism in Eukaryota, Metazoa, Chordata, Actinopteri, Mugiliformes, Mugilidae. The transcript is spliced from 4 exons. Bases 130 to 597 code for a protein of 155 amino acids. The record is from RefSeq and is a predicted model, not a curated record. Gene Ontology annotation, molecular function: box H/ACA snoRNA binding. Gene Ontology annotation, cellular component: nucleolus; box H/ACA snoRNP complex.